This is a messenger RNA of Zonotrichia leucophrys gambelii, 605 nucleotides long. RefSeq names its product late endosomal/lysosomal adaptor, MAPK and MTOR activator 5 (gene LAMTOR5). Gene Ontology annotation, molecular function: guanyl-nucleotide exchange factor activity. Gene Ontology annotation, cellular component: Ragulator complex; cytoplasm; lysosome. Lineage: Eukaryota; Metazoa; Chordata; Aves; Passeriformes; Passerellidae. Gene Ontology annotation, biological process: cellular response to amino acid stimulus; positive regulation of TORC1 signaling. The record is from RefSeq and is a predicted model, not a curated record. Bases 104 to 379 code for a protein of 91 amino acids. The transcript is spliced from 4 exons.
UCGGGGCGUUCCCACGGAGCCGAGCGCGCCCCGAGCGCUUUUGGCCCUGCGGAGCCGCCGUGGCGGGGUCACGUGAGCGGUGCGGAAGUGGAGGCGAGCGGCGAUGGAGGGAACGCUGGAACAGCACCUGGAGGAGACCAUGAAGAGCCCGGCCGUGGUGGGUGUGCUGUGCACCGACUCACAGGGGCUCAACCUGGGCUGCAGGGGCACCCUGUCAGAUGAGCACGCUGGCAUCAUCUCCGUGCUGGCCCAGCAGGCGGCCAAGCUGACCUCGGACCCCACGGACACGCCCGUGGUGUGCCUGGAGUCAGACAGCGGGAACAUCAUGAUCCAGAAGCACGACAGCAUCACCGUGGCAGUGCACAAGCUGCUGUCCUGAGCCCUGGCACAGCUCUGCUCCUCCCUGCACUGCCACCCUCCCUCUGGAGCUCCUCACCUGGGAUGAAGGCUCUCCCUCCCUGCCUGCCUCUCCAGACCACAUUUCAGCCCUUGUGCUGCUGAGGAUGAAGCAUGGGCACCCCCCAGGCCCUGUAACAAGCACAUCCUGCUCUAUUUGCGGGGCUCAUUUGUUGAAAAAAAUCAAUAAAUUAACUGUAAAAACCUUC